Betta splendens (Siamese fighting fish) is the source of this 1337-nucleotide messenger RNA. Its product is annotated as CD209 antigen-like protein E. The record is from RefSeq and is a predicted model, not a curated record. Bases 243 to 1157 code for a protein of 304 amino acids. Lineage: Eukaryota; Metazoa; Chordata; Actinopteri; Anabantiformes; Osphronemidae. The transcript has 6 exons.
AAGACUUUGAGGAUUUAGUUGAGUGUUGUUUAUGUUCCCUGUUAAGUGGAAGGAACUAAUUGCUCCAUACUACAAAUAACUCUUUCACUUCUCCUUUCUCCCAAGCAACAGUUUUUUCGUCCAAUUAUUGUGAUUUCCCUUUUGACGAGCUCAGCAUUGGUGCUUCUUCCUGUGGUCGGUGUGUGUCCUACGCACUCUCAUACUGUAUGACUGGCAGCUGAACAAGGAGAAAGCGCAGGAACAUGUCGGGCUCUAACUUCGAUGGAGGUUUAAACAAACUGAUUUGUGAAGAUGAUUUGCAGAACGAGGAGAAUCCUCCUGACGCGGACUCGAACCCAAGCAAGCGAGAAGUCUUCAUGCCCACGCUGACAGCUGAGCGGCUGCUUGUCGUCAGCCUGGCGGCGCUUGCUGCCGUCCUCCUCAUCAUUGACAUCAGCCUGGGGGCCCACUACAAAAAACUCACAGCGCGCCGCCUCCCAGCGGAGGACAUUGAACACAUCAAGGAGGAGAUGCUCAAGGUCCAGAACUCAUCCAAGGCUGCGAUCGACACCGUGGCGGCAGCUCAGAGUCAGAUAAACACCGAGUUGAGUCGUCAGAAGGAGACCAACUGGGAGUUUGAGCACCAGAAUAAGAGAGAGACUGAGUACAAGGCGCAGAUUGAGAAGCUAACGAAGGUCAUCACAUCCAUGAGGACGCAUUUACCGAUGCUCCGUGACGGCUGCAAACACUGUCCAGUAGGAUGGAUCCUGUUGAACUCAGUGUGUUAUUACUUCUCUUUUCUGGACAUGGAUGGUUUAAAAACCUGGCAAAAAGCCAGAGAGUUCUGUCAGAUGUAUGGAGGGGACCUCGCCAUCAUAGACAGCAAGGACAAAGAGAAUGCAACUGUAAGACACUUGAUAAAUAACCAGCACGUAUCAAAGACUUCUUUGGCUUCUGGCUUCUGGAUUGGACUGAGAGAUUUAGAAGAGGAGGGGACUUGGAAAUGGUUGGAUGGAAAAGAUCUGGUUGAAGGGUACUGGAACGACGGCGAGCCAAACGACUUGGGCGGCGAGGACUGCGGCAUGAUUUAUGCCAACGAGAACUUCUUCAAAGCGUGGAACGACGCCAGAUGCAGCUCCUCCAUGAAGUGGAUUUGUGAAAAAGCACCGACUCCGUGAGGCCACGUUCACAAAUGAAUAAAAAUAGGAACAUGAAAUGAAUUUAACACAGUCAAUUGAGUCUGAUUGUCAUAUCUUACACUGUAAACAAUGUUUGUUGCCAUAUACAGUAAAUAAACUGUAUAAAUAAAAUGAUCUGUGUAGGCAUUCACAUAAAAUAAAGUAAUUGUCAUGAAUGCA